Sabethes cyaneus is the source of this 2575-nucleotide messenger RNA. RefSeq names its product ER degradation-enhancing alpha-mannosidase-like protein 2 (gene Edem1). Gene Ontology annotation, biological process: mannose trimming involved in glycoprotein ERAD pathway; carbohydrate metabolic process; endoplasmic reticulum mannose trimming. Gene Ontology annotation, molecular function: mannosyl-oligosaccharide 1,2-alpha-mannosidase activity; calcium ion binding. Gene Ontology annotation, cellular component: endoplasmic reticulum; membrane. The record is from RefSeq and is a predicted model, not a curated record. The transcript has 2 exons. The coding region runs from base 41 to 2500 and encodes 819 amino acids. Lineage: Eukaryota; Metazoa; Arthropoda; Insecta; Diptera; Culicidae.
AGACCCCUUCGAUCGGAAAUUUUUCCGGUAAAAAAUUGAAAUGAAAAUACGAUUUAUCCUGCUAGAAAGUGCAAUUGUGAUUGGAUUUUUGUGCUGCUUCCUAGUGCAAGAUGCAUCCGGACUACGAAAGUACACCAAGGAGGACAUGAUUCGACUGCGGGAGGAAGUCCGAGCGAUGUUCCAGCACGCGUACGAUGGUUAUCUGCAUUACGCCAGCAAGUACGACGAGCUGCGGCCGCUGUCCUGUGACGGCGUGGACACUUGGGGUAGCUAUUCGCUGACGCUGGUCGACGCGCUGGAUACCCUGGCCGUAAUGGGUAAUUAUUCGGAAUUUCGACGGGUCGUUAAACUGCUCGAGGGUAAGUCGUUCGACAGCGACAUCAACGUGUCGGUGUUCGAGACCAAUAUUCGCAUCGUGGGAGGGCUGAUCAGUGCACACUUGAUGAGUCAUAAGGCGGGUGUUGAGUUGGAGCCGGGAUGGCCAUGCAGUGGGCCUCUGCUGAGGUUGGCCGAGGAUGUGGCCAAGCGGUUGCUACCGGCGUUUGAUACGAGAACUGGGAUGCCUUACGGUACGGUUAAUCUCAAGUAUGGUGUUCCGUACGGGGAAACCAGCGUUACUUGUACGGCCGGAAUAGGAACGUUCAUUGUAGAGUUUGGAGCGUUGAGUCGUUUAACCGGCGAUCCAAUUUACGAAGAGGUGGCUUUGAAUGCAUUGUAUGCUCUGUAUAAUUAUCGUUCUUCCAUAGGGUUGUUUGGUAACCAUAUUGACGUGCAAACGGGUAGAUGGACGGCACAAGACGCAGGGAUUGGCGCUGGGGUAGAUUCGUACUAUGAAUACUUAGUUAAGGGUGCGAUCAUGCUUAAUAAACCAGAUCUAAUGCAUAUGUUCAAUGAAGGUCGAAAGGCUAUCGAUAAGUAUUUGAAGCGAGAUGAUUGGCACGUUUGGGUUAGUAUGAAUAAAGGGCAAGUUACCCUGCCAGUGUUUCAAUCACUGGAAGCUUACUGGCCUGGUGUUCUAAGCCUUUUUGGCGAUACAAGCGUGGCCAUGAAAACGUUACACAAUUACCACACAGUGUGGAAGCAGUACGGGUUCCUGCCAGAAUUUUACAACAUUCCAAAUGCAGAGGCUGGAACUAAUCGGGAAAACUAUCCGCUUCGACCAGAACUGAUUGAAUCGGUCAUGUAUCUGUACCGAGCAACUGGUGAUCCUUAUUUGCUUGAAGUGGGCGAAGACAUUCUUCGCAGCAUAGAGCACAGUGCCAAGACACCCUGCGGAUACGCCACAAUCAAAAACGUUCGCGAUCAUCACAAAGAAGAUCGAAUGGAAUCGUUCUUCCUGGCGGAAACCACAAAGUAUCUGUAUCUGCUGUUCGAUCCGGAUAAUUUCAUUCACAACGACGGACGGGUGGGAACCGUUAUCAAUACCCCACACGGGGAGUGCAUCAUUGAUGCAGGCGGAUACAUUUUCAACACCGAAGCGCAUCCUAUCGAUCCUUCUAUGCUUCGUUGCUGCCACGAGCUGCCACAUCAAAAUCUGUUCGCAGACUACAGCAAAGAGAAGUUCGUCGGUGAUCGGCUGGAUCUCAGCCGAACGCGCGAAGCUGCUUCACUGGAAGUGAAACCCCCGGAAAAACCGACAAUGGAAAACAUUUCCGUAGUCGAAACUCAGCUCGAAGACGCCAUUCCAGCGGCCGUACUGGAGGAACUAGGUGCCAAACUGGCUGAAGCCCGACAAGCCCUGACGAAGAAACGACUCGAGGAAGCCUUCAAUCGGGCACAGGAAUCACUGAAAAAACAACAAUCCGAAUCGGCUGCCAAAAACGACCAAAACCAAACCACCCAAAAAGAAGACGACAGCCUGAUAGUGCCCGUGGACAAACCAUCGGCCGAAGGGCCGAUUACACCCACGCCAACGGCAACGGACGAUACGGAACGGAUGACAACCGUUAAGCUCACAACGUCCGCCCGCGAUCCGGACGACAAAAGUUCAACCGCGCAGAUGAAAGUCAACGACAGUCAGCAACAGGAAAAAGAUUCAGACCCAACGGAGGAAAACACAGGAGUGGGGACUGCAGUUCCGGCUCCGCCGGAUCAAGCGGCAAGUGGCCAGGUACCUGAUGAGGAAGAGGAAGAUGUAAAUCCGGCGAAAAAGUUCUUCUCCGAAAACAGUUCCAACGAUGCGGGUCUAACCGGUUCGGGGGUAGUUCCUCCGACGGUGUCCGGAGAGCAUUAUAAUCAACAGCAACAACUGCAGCAGCAGCAGCACCAACAACAGCAGAGAACCGCGCAGGGUCUUAACAACACUAUCGCUGAGUUCGUGCAGAAUAUGUUUAAAACAAAGGUCUAUCAGAAGACGAAAUUUGAACCGGAAACGUUGCUCAACCGGAUUAGGGAAAGCGGCCAUCAGCGGAACAGUAGCUGGGCUGCCAAUUACGCGCUGCUGACGUGUAAGGCGCAACCAUUCCUGCAGCGGAUUACGCUGCUGGGGGAGUUUUUCUGAAACGGGAAAUAAAUACGGGAACGGUAUUUAUUGAAAAUUCGCGUAGACUUGACUGAGAAAAAAAAGAAACGUUAA